AUGUUGUCGAAACAGUCUCCCGGUCCAAGGUCCAUACCGGUGUCCGCUAGAGCUCCAUUCAAGGUGGGAAUACCCAUGAUUAUCAUGAUUACCGUGAUUAUCGCCCGGGGACUCGAUGAACGGAUUACAGGUUGUAUACUGCUCAAAUGCGAUGGUGUGAUGUACGACGUGUUGGUUGUUCAAAACACCCGGACCAGACAUCAAAACCAACUCCGCUUUGAUAGCACGCCGGAAACUCCACUGACCAGUCGUGCUACAUCUGCUGCCUGUUUCCCCUCGCCAAUUCCAAUUCGUAUACAUGCAGACCUAUCACCCUUUACUCCACGAACGGCACGUUUGAUCGUUCCGAAGGACAACAACCUGGUCGUUUCGGUGGUCACCGUAUCCCUACUCUACAUACCAAGUGCCUAUGGAAUAGCGCUUAAGUCCCGUUUUCCGUCCUAUCGACUGCGUGCCUUCGAAAUUAGGUCACAUGAUAGCUCACGUGGUGUGUCGUCCGACCCACCGCGUGCCCUUUACGGCCGCACGCUGUACACCCGCGCCCGGUCCAAUGCCCAUGUGACACAAGUUUUGCAGAGGCGGCGACGACAGCGGCACAAAGUUGACAAUUUCAAGGUUCCUUUGUGCACCUACGAACUGCCAUCCUAUCCGACGCAAGACGAAACAUCCUCCAAAGGCUCUCGGGAUACUGGCAUUGACAGUGAAAUGCGUGCUUCAGUAGACGAAGCAGGAGGAUAUAACUCAUCAGGACCUUCGGAAGUUGCUUUUCACAUGUGAAGUUACAGUAAAUAGAGUGAACUUGUUUGAAGAUACGUGUGUCCAACUUGUACCAAAUAAAAUCGGGG
Opisthorchis viverrini is the source of this 845-nucleotide messenger RNA. RefSeq lists its product as hypothetical. The coding region runs from base 1 to 777 and encodes 258 amino acids. The transcript is spliced from 5 exons. Lineage: Eukaryota; Metazoa; Platyhelminthes; Trematoda; Opisthorchiida; Opisthorchiidae. The record is from RefSeq and is a predicted model, not a curated record.